Acytostelium subglobosum LB1 is the source of this 1803-nucleotide messenger RNA. RefSeq lists its product as hypothetical. NCBI's taxonomy places the organism in Eukaryota, Evosea, Eumycetozoa, Acytosteliales, Acytosteliaceae. The annotation marks the transcript as partial. The transcript has a single exon. The record is from RefSeq and is a predicted model, not a curated record.
AUGAUGGAAGUCGAUAGAAUGAAGAUUGGCUUUAUGUUGGGUUGCGGAUCAAAUGCCUCCGCACCAAAGGAGGACUUGGCCUCAACCACUACCACUACCACUACCAAUACUGCUGCCACCACACAGUCGACAAUGAAGCGCUCAUUGUCCGCAUCGAUACAAAGUGAGGAGGACGAUGACGAGGGUGUGGUACUACUUUCGAAAAUCGCAUCGCCAACACCUUCAUCGCCAGACAAGAUACCAUCACCAUUGCUCAACUUGCCAAAGUCCAGCAACAACACCAACAAUCACUUCAACACAAUCAAGAUACCAAACUUCAGUAUACUCACCAAUGCCGCGACAUCCAUGCUGUCCACCUCGGCCAAUCAUUCCAAUAUAUACUCUUCCAGCAGCAUCAGCAGUGGCAGCAGCAGCAACCCAUUCAUUUCCAAAGAGUUGGCCAACAGCCUACUCACACCUUUAUCCUCCUCUUCCGACUCAAACUCAAACUCAAACACAUUUUCAAACUCAAACUCAAACACAAACUCCAACAAUAUUACAUUCUCAAUCACAUCCGCACCAAACACUCAUGGCAUGUUCACAUCCAACUCUGGCAUCAACAUGGCUAGACUACCAUCGCUUCAAUCAAUUUCACCAUCUGGCUCGCCAAGACCAGACUCGAUCCGAUCAACACCAUCAGGCUCGCUAAACAACUCGCCAUUCCUCUCGCCACACGCUUACAUGGACGCGUACAAUGACGACCCCGACUCUGGCAACUCAUACCCCUCGUCGCCCAACUCACAAAACUCUGACGGCGACGAAGGCGCCAACCGCUCGCCAAACGGAUCGCGCUCCAUGGCAUGCGGCAAGCACAGCAAGUGGAAGAAGAGAUGUCCCGACACUUGUGUGGGCCGCGUGUCACCAGUCGAGUUCUCGUCGUCCACCCGCAAGUUGUGGACCCAGGAGGAGUGUUGCCAACUCCUCGAGAUGGUCUUCCAGAUGGACCCACAAUCCGUCACUGCCAAGGAGAGUGAGCAGCGAUGGCGCUCAAUCGCCCAGACUCUGGGCCGCACCGUCACCUCCACUCGCAAGAAGUACAUGCGUCUGAUGAACAAGUGGUCUCCUCGUCCAAUGGCCACCUCUGUCCAUCCAAUCUCCAAGCUGAUAGAGAACGAUAGGAAGAGAAAGACAGACACUUACGACCCGCAGCAGCCAGAGCACAACAUGGCCCAUCCAGCCAAGGAGCUCAAAAUGACCAACAUGAACUCCAACUCCAACUCCAACUUUAAUCAAUCAUCCUCUACAUCAUCAUCACCUUUGUCAACAUCAUCAUCUCCACUCAGACAACAUCCAUCUUCAUCAUCGUCCACCAACUCAUACCAACAUUCAUCAUCAAUGGACCAACAACAACAUUUUGCGCAACAACAACAACAACACUUCUCACUCCUUCAGAAGCAGCUGUCCGACUCACCCUACUACAAGCAACUGCAGUCAAUGCCACAGCAGGGCGGCAGCCAGUCAGUGACCAGCUCGUUCAAGACACUAAGUGAGAAGCUGAACGGCACCGGCAACCACGCCAGUAGUGCCAACGGCAGCAAUGGCAACCCACCCAAGUUCAAGAAGCCUAUCGGCCGUCCACCCGAAGCCUGUGAGCAACAUCGUAGCGAACAUCAAAAGUGUCCAAAGGACUGUCCAUUCCGCCCCAACCUGAACAUGCACCAGCAACAACAACAGCAGAUCCAGUUGAUGCUCACCCUGCCCUCUACGCUCACCUCACAGCAGCAACAUGUUGCUGGUGGUAGCAAUAUCAUGACCCAAUCCAAG